Molecule: messenger RNA, 2329 nt
Organism: Microtus oregoni (creeping vole)
Lineage: Eukaryota; Metazoa; Chordata; Mammalia; Rodentia; Cricetidae
Gene: Lin7c
Product: lin-7 homolog C, crumbs cell polarity complex component
Exons: 5
Coding region: 36-629 (197 amino acids)
Biological process (GO): maintenance of epithelial cell apical/basal polarity; neurotransmitter secretion; protein localization to basolateral plasma membrane
Cellular component (GO): basolateral plasma membrane; cell-cell junction; MPP7-DLG1-LIN7 complex
Molecular function (GO): L27 domain binding
Source: RefSeq, a predicted model, not a curated record
GUCACUUCCUGUGGGUCCUCAUCGCCGAGGAGAAGAUGGCGGCGCUGGGCGAACCUGUCCGGCUGGAGAGGGAUAUCUGCAGAGCAAUUGAAUUGUUGGAAAAACUACAAAGGAGUGGAGAGGUGCCACCACAGAAACUUCAGGCUUUGCAAAGAGUCCUUCAGAGUGAGUUCUGCAAUGCUGUGAGGGAGGUGUAUGAGCAUGUUUAUGAAACUGUGGACAUCAGUAGCAGCCCUGAAGUGAGAGCUAAUGCAACUGCAAAGGCUACUGUUGCUGCAUUUGCUGCCAGUGAAGGGCACUCCCACCCCCGAGUUGUUGAGUUACCCAAAACAGAAGAAGGCCUUGGAUUCAAUAUCAUGGGAGGCAAAGAACAAAACUCACCAAUCUAUAUCUCACGAAUAAUUCCGGGUGGAAUUGCUGACAGACAUGGGGGCCUCAAGCGAGGAGAUCAGCUACUUUCUGUUAACGGAGUGAGUGUUGAAGGAGAGCAUCAUGAGAAAGCUGUGGAACUACUGAAAGCAGCCCAAGGGAAGGUUAAAUUAGUGGUGCGGUAUACACCAAAGGUCUUGGAAGAAAUGGAAUCACGCUUUGAAAAAAUGAGAUCGGCAAAACGCAGACAACAAACCUAAUCAUUUAAAAACUUUAUGUUCCUCUUUGCUUUUAGCUAGAAAAGAUUUACUUGUGACCUACUGAUGGCCUCAAUGCCAAUGAUUAUAAAACACCAGAAACUUCCGUGAAAUCUUCUUGCCAUUUUAUAAAUGCCUAUUUUAGCAUCACUUACGGUUGUAGAGAAGCAUACACUUUUUUUCUCACGAGAAAAAGUAAAAGGUGAUGAGGGCAGUUCUGUCCUGCUGUUUUUACAGGCCUUUUUCAAAUGCAGAGUUUGUCACAAAGUUGUUAUAGAUUUUUAAAAAUGCUUUUUUAAUAUUAAAAUGUACUUUUACAUUCUUAAUCUUUUUUUAAAAAGAGGUUUCUUCAUUUGGCAACUUAUUUACAGAUAACAGUUCUCCAAUAUUUCCUUUUGCUUAUUGCAAUUUCUUUGUGAAAUUUCUUUUCAGUUUUCCAAGAAAUUAAACCUAGCAGUCUUGCCUUCAGCGGUUUAUGACACUGUUUGUUGGCAUUGCUGCUGCAUUUUGUACUUAGAACAUACAUAAAAUAUCUGUAAUCCGUGGUAAAUCAUAGCUAUCGUGGAACCUUUCUACUUUUAUUUAAACAAUGUAUAUGUAUUCAUUUAUACUGAUUUGUAAAAGUAAGUUUUUAAACACUGAAGCAAUCAUUGAUGAAAUGUGUAUUCUUUCAUAAUAUUUAAGCAGGGAGGUGAGAGGAUGUAAUUUGAUUUUUAGCAUUAAUGACUAAAUCCCUUAUUUAUAUUUAGCACUAUGUCAUAAAUUAUAAAUGCAAACCAGCUCAGAUGUCAACUUUUCAAAUUUUUAUGCUAUUCAUUUGUAUUUAAAUAUAUUUCUCAUAUUUCGGUUCUUCCAUGCCUAGAGAUGAGUCACUUAGUUUGUGCUGAGAGAAAUAGAAGCAAGACAAAGUAAUAACUUCAAGUGUGGUGCCUGAAGAGCCCAGCAUAAUUACUGACCCAGCUUCGGUACCGAUUCAAGACAGGAAGGAAAGACAAGGUUUGUUUAAGAUUUAGAAACAGGCAGCUUCUUAAGUCCCACAAUGAGUGGAGUUCAGAGUGCUUCAUAUCUUUAUGAUCCAAAUAGCAAUGGGAGUUUGAACAAGCUUUUUACCAUUUGUCCACUGGAUGUCACCAUUUUACUAAAAGGCAGCUAUCGUGUGAUUGUGACUAAGUCUUCUAAAAGCUGAAAUCAAAGUUGAUUCAUGUUCAGUCGCAGACUAUAGGAACAUUUCUAAAGGGUUUAAGUGACAAUGUUAAGAAACUAAUGGGUUGAAAUGCAGUAAUUUAUCAUAAUUACAACUUUAUUAUCUUUAUUUUUUCUAAAAAAAUGGGCAUUUUGUAACAUUCCUUCAGGAAGAAUGGAAGUGUGUACGUGUUUUUGCAUGUUUGUGAGCACUGUCAGUCUUACAAGAGAUCUGCAGUUUUCAUUGAUUUUCAGAGUAAAAGUCAAUCAGCAUUGUUAUUUAUCAUUUAGGAAUUGAACACUGGAUUGUGCAUGGUUGAAUGUCUUUAGUCCACUGCAAAAUGUGCUUGAUAUUGAUAGGAUCAUGUUGAAUUGUAUAUUUUCAAAAUUAGCUGAUAUGUUUUUAAAAUGUUGACACCAAAGUAGUAUAGAAGAGUAUGACAUAUUUUAAUUUAAUUGUAAGAUUAUUAGAGGUAUUGUUGUAAAACUCUGUAUUAAAGUUGGUGCAUAUAGAACAGUAA